Molecule: messenger RNA, 744 nt
Organism: Phalaenopsis equestris
Lineage: Eukaryota; Viridiplantae; Streptophyta; Magnoliopsida; Asparagales; Orchidaceae
Exons: 7
Coding region: 23-535 (170 amino acids)
Source: RefSeq, a predicted model, not a curated record
AGAAGCGGAGGGCUGGAAGGCCAUGGGAACCAGAGAAGUAUACGAGGAGAAGCUCCGUUCCGGCAAUCUCUACCACGAUCCCACCAUUAACCCCGGUCUCGGUUCCGCUCGCUGCCCUCGAUGCCUCUCCCUCGUGAACCCUAAUUCGGAAGAGAAAUGGACUAUUGCUUCGGUUCUGCACGACGCCACUGCCGUGGCUGGUUCAGGCAUUGGCGCCAUGCUGAGUGCAGUUCACGGAUUCAACACGGGGUUUCCAUUCAUUCAGAGACACGUGAAGAGCCCAAAGUGGAUCCAAGUGGUUGUAGGGGACGGCUGGUGCAAUGGGAAUUCUAAGGAAAUAACAAUGGUUCCCCCACUUCUUUUGUUUUCUGGAGCUUGUGCUGCAUUUGGAGCAUAUGCUGUCCCAGCAUACGUUCAACUCUCUGUGUCUUCUUAUUACGCUUCGUGGAGCGCAUCCCAUUAUGUGAUAUCACAGGCCACCAGAUACAUUGAAGGAGACCCUACUUCUCCCAGCCUGGAUGACAAGUCAACCUGAUCCUUUAAAUGCGCCCAGUUUCUGGUUAUGUUCAAUUCCUUCUUUUCCUUUUUUAUUUUCUUUAAGUAUUUACAUAUCUAACACCUAAACUUCAAAUUUUUACAGACAUACCACCUUCAAUACGCGUGAAAAAGGUUGAUUACACUUCUAAAAAGUUAAAAUGGUUGCAUGUUUUCUGUGAUAUGAAUGAUUUGGGUGGUAUAAGUAUA